GAAAACCCGCUCAUUUUUUCUCAAAACCAUUCUUCUUCUUCUUCCUUCGAAUGGAUCCUCCACAGCCACAAGACAUGAAAUUUCAGUUUCCACCCUCGUCAGCCCCCACUCUUCCCAUUCCUCCUACUCCCCCGCCGCCGCCAAUGAACUAUCCUCUGGUUCUACCGGCGCAAAUCCUCUCCCCAACCCCAUGGUCCACUGGCCUCUUUGACUGCUUCAACGACAUCGGAAACUGCUGUCUGACUUUCUUCUGUCCCUGCAUUACAUUCGGCCGCAUUGCGGAGAUAGUCGACAGAGGCUCAACAUCCUGUGGUGUUAGCGGUGGUCUGUACGCUCUCUUGCUCUGCACGACUGGGUGUCAAUGGAUAUACUCUUGUUUCUAUCGGUCGAAGAUGAGGAGUCUUUUCUUCCUGGAAGAGGGUCCUUGUGUUGAUUGUUUGGUACAUUGUUGUUGUGAAACUUGCGCGCUUUCGCAGGAGUAUAGGGAGCUGCAUAACCGAGGAUUUCGUUUGGAUUUGGGAUGGGAGGGUAGCUUGGUGAGGCAACAGAAGGCGAUGGUGGCUCCGACGGUGGAAGGUGGAAUGCGACGGUGA
Molecule: messenger RNA, 593 nt
Organism: Phalaenopsis equestris
Lineage: Eukaryota; Viridiplantae; Streptophyta; Magnoliopsida; Asparagales; Orchidaceae
Product: protein PLANT CADMIUM RESISTANCE 2-like
Exons: 4
Coding region: 51-593 (180 amino acids)
Source: RefSeq, a predicted model, not a curated record